Molecule: messenger RNA, 1361 nt
Organism: Cynara cardunculus var. scolymus (artichoke)
Lineage: Eukaryota; Viridiplantae; Streptophyta; Magnoliopsida; Asterales; Asteraceae
Exons: 7
Coding region: 145-1296 (383 amino acids)
Source: RefSeq, a predicted model, not a curated record
ACCGAGUGCGGCGGCUGUUCUAACGCGACCAGGUUCCCCAAAAAUGGAGAAAUCAAUCACCCAAACUCCCAACAUUCAAUCAACACCCAAAUAAGACAACAAAUCAAAUUCAAUCGGAGAACUACCACUCGGUAGUUCCAGUGAAUGGGGAGAUGGAGAACCUCUCUUUUUCUCUCAAGAUUCGCCGCCGAUUCCUUUUCUCGAAAAACCCAUGUUUUUCAACCUAAUUUUGUUUUCCGCCGUCUCAUUACACCUCUAUACCCCAAUCCCUCGCCUACUUCGCUAACACCCACCACUAAUUUUGGUACUUUUAGGCACUUUUCUGCUUUCUCGAAUGCAGCAAGCCCCAUUUUCGAUCAUGUUAAUUAUGAUGAUGAACAGAAAUAUGCAGAAGAAUUGUUUUUGCACGAUGAAGAUGAUGAAGAGUUGGGGAAGAUCUCCGUCAGAGCUAUCUUUCUCUGUACCAGCGUCGAUUUGAAGAGCUUGCAAGUCGAGAUUUCAAGCCAUGUUGUUCCUCCUACCUCCCGCUCAAUAAAUCAUAUUGCCCUUAGAUUUUGCAAUAUCAAUUCAGAUUAUACGGAGGUCGGUGUUGAAGAAAGCCCUAGCUGUCCCAGUUACAUGGUCGUGUUCCAGUACGGAUCUGCUGUCUUGUUCAACGUGGAGGAUCAUGAGGUCGAGUCUUACCUUGACCUUAUACGAAGACAUGCUUCUGGAUUACUUCAAGAGACGAGAAAAGAUGAUUAUGUCGUCAAGGAAAAACCAUUGUUAAGUGAGGAUAUGCAGGGGGGACCAGAUUACAUUGUUCUGAAAAACCUUGAUAUCGAUAGUAUACGUAUUAUUAGUAGCGUGCUUGGUCAAAGUAUCGCAUUGGAUUAUUUCGUUUCACAGGUUGAUGGCAUGGUUGAAGAAUUUACGGAUAUCAAUCGUGUAAUGGAGAAAACGGGCACGUUUACAAUGGAUAGGAAGAAGCUCUUCCAACUUGUCGGAAAGGCUAAUUCAAAUCUAGCUGACGUGAUUCUUAAAGUAGGACUUUUUGACAGAUCAGAGAUUGCCUGGAGAGAGGCGAAAUAUGCUCAAAUAUACGAGUACCUUCGCGAGGAGUAUGAAGUCACCCAACGCUUUGGAAAUCUUGAUUACAAACUGAAGUUUGUGGAGCAUAAUAUUCAUUUUCUACAAGAAGCCCUCCAAAACCGGAAGUCGGAUCUCUUGGAAUGGUGCAUUAUAGUGUUGUUGAGCAUCGAGAACGUUAUAGGAAUAUAUGAAAUCAUUCAGGAAACGAACAUAGUCGUGAUGUGAUGGAUAUAUUGAUAAAAGAUAGAUUUUAUUUUACAUACAAACUAAAUACCAGAUUGAUUUUGGAC